Labeo rohita (rohu) is the source of this 2105-nucleotide messenger RNA. It is a transcript of the gene avpr2b.1, whose product is annotated as arginine vasopressin receptor 2b, tandem duplicate, 1. Gene Ontology annotation, cellular component: membrane. NCBI's taxonomy places the organism in Eukaryota, Metazoa, Chordata, Actinopteri, Cypriniformes, Cyprinidae. Gene Ontology annotation, molecular function: peptide binding; vasopressin receptor activity. The record is from RefSeq and is a predicted model, not a curated record. Bases 478 to 1563 code for a protein of 361 amino acids. The transcript has 2 exons. Gene Ontology annotation, biological process: G protein-coupled receptor signaling pathway; regulation of systemic arterial blood pressure by vasopressin; positive regulation of vasoconstriction.
UUCUCUUGUGGACUAUGUAAACGUCUUUUAUGUGAAGUAUCUUAUUCAGGUCAGUACUAAAUAAAAAUAGCAUGCAUUUUGUAUGAUCCCUCUAAUUUUGGUUUAAAAUAACAUUUUGCAGAUUCUGCAAGAUUUAUGUAAAAUUUUGACUUCAGCUGCAAGUAAUUACAUGGAGAUAAUCUAUGUUGAGAGUAAAUAUUUAUAUAAGCAAAAUUGCCAGAGAUUGAAUGUAUAAAGAACAUUCUGUCCAUCUUUUCACCUUGUGGAUUUCUGAAUGCCAUAUUGUGUUCAUGAGUAUUUCUGAAUGAAAGACCCUCCCCCUUCCACCGGAGCAACAUAUAAAACCUGUAGUCUCCGCUCACCUCGCACACCAAAGAUGCGCAGAUGUGUGAAUACUGACAGUCCUGUGCUCACUGGGUCAGAUAAACUGCAUCUACUAACCCUGAACUAGUUUAAGACUCUUGAGAUUUUAAGAAAAUGUCUAUCCUUACAUUUAACUUAAGCAAUGCAACUUUAGAGAUGGAACCCACCGAAGAUGAACCCCGAAACGAGCAUUUAGCUCAAAUUGAGAUCGCGCUGCUGAGCGUCAUCUUUCUCUGCGCAUCAACUCUGAACUUUGGUCUUCUACUGGUUUUGUGGAAGAAAAGACAGCAGAUGUCUAGGAUGCGGGUGUUUGUGACCCAUCUCUGCUUGGCCGACCUGGUGGUUGCCUUUUUCCAAGUGUGUCCACAGCUGAUGUGGGACAUAACAGACCGUUUCAUCGGUCCUGACCUCGUAUGUCGCUUAGUCAAGUACCUCCAGGUCGUCGGGAUGUUCGCCUCCACUUACAUGAUAGUUGUGAUGACUGUUGACCGUUAUCAAGCGAUAUGCAACCCGAUGGUGACUUUCCAGAGGCGGCGAGCGCGCUGGAACCUGCCCGUGUGCGUCGCGUGGCUCGUGUCGUUCGUCUUCAGCGUUCCGCAACUGUUUAUUUUCUCCAGGGUUCAGAUCGCCCCUGGUGUCUACGACUGCUGGGCAGAGUUCAUUCAGCCGUGGGGACCUAAAGCGUACGUGACGUGGACUACGCUGGUGAUAUUUCUGGUGCCCAUCGUAACUGUGACGGUGUGCCAGGUGCGCAUCUGUCGCGCCCUCCAGAUCAACCUGUACCUGAAAACGCAGCAGCAGCAGAAGGGAGGUGAUGAUGGACACUCGCACCCUCUUUCCUCCAGAACCAGCAACGUGGUGUCGGUGUCCAAGUCUCGGAUUAAGACCGUGAAGAUGACGGUGGUGAUCGUGCUCGCCUACACCGUGUGCUGGGCUCCGUUUUUCACCGUUCAGCUGUGGUCUGUGUGGGACGCGGACGCUCCGACUGAGACUGCAACCUUCACCAUCCUCAUGUUGCUGGCGAGCUUGAACAGUGUUGCCAAUCCGUGUAUCUACCUGCUUUUCACCGUGAAGUUCCCCAAACUAUUGGGAACGCUUCUGUGCAUGAAACACAUUGGCAUGAAGGAGUCACUGCCUGAGGAGUCUACGAUGGUCAGCUCUCUGUAUCUGAGCUUUAAAAGCCACUCUGACAUACGGUGAAAAUGAAACAACACUAACAACCACGUCCAAAUGCAUGCAAAUGCCAUAAACAUGUACCAUGUUAAGGUGUAUCAUGUAAAUAGUAUAUGCAUGGUUCAGUACCACUGUAUAUAUCAUGAUGUAUGAUAUUACCAUCUGAUACAUCACAGUGCUAUGGUGCUAUCACAGUACUUCAUUGUGAAGAAAAUCGGUAGGCAUCUCAUUGUGGAGUUGUCUCUAUAUACUCAAGCAUAACUUUGGAGGUUCAUGAUUCAUUUUUACACUGAAUUAAUAUUAAACUCCAAUUUUACCUCCUGCCUAUCGCCUUGCCCCCGAAAAGAUGUUUUUCUUCAAAAACUGGUCACAGUCACUUAGUGAUGUCUAUUAUGUAACUGUACAUAGCAAGCAGGAAAAGAAAUUGCUCACCGCAUGUGCUGUCCUAAUCACAGUCACAGUGGUGUACAAAAUAGUGUGUUUAAAUGUUGAAAAAAAUGUCUGACUACUAGUGUGGUGGAUAUUGUUAUGUAAAUGCCUGUACAUGUUCAGUGGUGUGUGUGUCAAUA